Messenger RNA from Medioppia subpectinata, 1422 nucleotides. Lineage: Eukaryota; Metazoa; Arthropoda; Arachnida; Sarcoptiformes; Oppiidae. The record is from the annotation of a GenBank genome assembly.
AACGAUCAUAUUUUACAUCAAAAACUCAUAAUUUCAUAACAAUUAUAACGUAUGAGCGAUAGAGGAGUGCCUAAGUUUUGUGCCGUUUGCGGUCACAAAGCCCUGGGCAAAAAUUUCGGAGCCCUAUCAUGUGAGCCCUGCAAAGCCUUCUUCAGACGUAACGGAUUGAAAGACAAUCUCAAAUGUCACUUCAACUCCAACUGUAAGAUCAAUGAAAUUACGCGAAAGUUUUGCUCGAAGUGUCGGUUAGAGAAAUGUCUGGCAAUUGGGAUGAGACGGGAUUUCAUCGUAAAUGAAGUGGAAAAGGAUUGGCGACGAGUGAAGCACUUUAGGGCUAAUCCCAAGAAUAAUGACAUAACAGAUAAUUUAUCAUCGGAUCAGUCGUGCGAACCGCCGGACCCGUCGCCGGACAUCAAUGAUUGUCUGUACGAUUUGCUCGACGACAACCACUUCAGUGUCGAUGAGCUUAACAAACAGAUUUUGGACAUCGAGUGCGGUGUCAGCACCGGUGAUGUCGUCCACAACAACACCACAACAUCGCAGAUGGAAAUCAUUGCCAAAACCAAUGAUAACACAGAAAUUAGUGAUGAAGUGAUGCAAAUGGCCGUCGAGUUUGAAUUGGCAGUCAUACCGAUCGCCCGACCGGUCGGCGAGUAUCACUGCCCGUUCAACGACACCGAGACCUACCUGAUGAAUGAACUAAUCAACUCGGUCAAACUGAUCGGCCAGCCAAGGAGCAAGGUUACUAUGGAGAUUAAAAAUUUUGAUGAUUAUAAUCGCACCGUUAGCUACAAAUUUGACCGCGGGGUCCGUAAUAUGGCCAGAGCUGCCAAAGAGUUGUGUGGGUUUAGGGCUCUAUACCUCGACGAUCAGAUCACUCUACUUAAGUAUGGCUGCAUUGAAGCCAUAUUGAUGCGAACAAUUAAACAUGUUGAUUAUGGCAGAAAGUUGGUGAUAUUGCCCUGGGAUGGUGAGAAUUCUCUGGUAUUUAAACUCGCUCAUUUGAAAUUAUUUCGGCCAUACGAUAGUUACGAUACAUAUAUGAGAUACCUGCAUAAAAUGACAGACCUCUGGGAUUCUGACCCUGUUAUUCUUGAUUUGAUGCUGGCACUAAUAUUGUUUAACCCUGAUCGUCCAAACCUUAUCAACAGAGACGGUGUUAAACGGCAACAACACGUAUACAUGUAUUUACUUCAACGCUAUUUAAUACUGAAAUAUCAAACAGAAUGUGAGGCAAAGACCCGAUUCUUGAGACUCAUGAAUGUCUUAUCGGACAUAAACCUCAUGAGAGAGAUCCAGAGGAGACACGCCAUGCAAUCAUCACUCGUCACACCUCUUCUCCAGGAGGUGUUUGACAUAUCGCCUGCUCCUAUGGAACCGAUGGGUGAUUCUCAACAAACCAUAUCUCCGAUACCAUCAUAA